UUUUGUUUUAUAUUUGAAUAAUACAAAACGUAUGUAAUCAAAUUACAAAACUUCGUCUCUCAACCAUUAUCAGGAAGCUCAUUAGACUCGUAAAACAGAAUUCAUCACACUUGUAUAACUUUACAAAGAAAUUGCCCCGUCAAAUCAACACGAGGCUUUCAACAUUGUUUCUUUGCACAUUAUCUUGAUGUUAGGUAUCCACGUGAUAUUUUUUGAAAGACGUUAAAGAAGAGUGCAAUUUUUGAGGAUGGCAACAGGUUAUGCAUCAGCAGAUUCAGAGGCCAUCAUGGAUUCAGUAAACAACAAUACCAUGAGUAACAACAACAACAGCAGUAAUGUCAACAACAAUGUUACUCUCCCUGUGCCAUGCAAUAGUUCAGAUCAGAAUGGGAGUGGAAACAUGAGUGCUUGUGCUACGUCAAAUGGAGCUACUCCUAGUGGCAGAGAAAGUUCUGGCAGCAGAAGAAGCACAUCGAGUUCUAGAGACAGUAAUAGCAGCUCCAGGCGUAGUCAUUCCAGUGGGCGAUCUCGAAGUCGGCAUCGUCGCUCUCAUGGUUCCAGUCGCCGCAGCAGCCGUCAUCAUAGUCGCCAACGUCACAACAAGCAUCGAGAGCGCAACUUUCCUUCUGCUCUUUGCAGCAUGGUUGCCAUUGUCAUUCUGAGUACAGCUAUGGCAGAACCUCGAUGGAUUCGCAUUGAGAAUGGAAGCUGUCGGGUUUCAGAAGGCAAACUGACCUAUCUGGGAGCUUUCCAAUUUUUGUAUAAUGGACACUUUGUGGAAAAUGUGCAUACAGUUUCUGACAUGGAUCAAAAGAGUAUUACAGUCUUCACAGAUUAUAAAUACGGUCCACUGGAAUCAGAUUGUAUGUUCAACUGCAUCACAGACCGAGGUGUCCUGCUGUUCAAGGCAGUCAUUGCCUUCACAUUUAUGGCAAUUAUCUGCUCUCUGUGUUCAUUCUUGAUUGAUCUCAUUGGACCAUCUCAGCGCUUUUUUAAGCUCAUACGCCGCAGCUCCAUCUUCAAUGUCAUCACAGUGAUCCUAUGCGUGGUGGUAACAUUGUUUAUGUACUGGAUCACAGUAGUUGUCUUGACACUUCAGCAAGAAGUCGAAAGUACUGAGGUGCAAGUGUCCUUUGAUGUCAGCUUCUAUCUCAUCACUGCAGCAGGUGUAACCUCUGUUGUGGCGGUUGCUUUCAGCUGCUUGCGUCGUUACCCUCUGACCGAGAAUGAAGCUCCUACAGCACGAACCAUCUUAGACGAUCAGUUCAACGAGGACACUGAAAAUCUUCUGUCCCUUCCUCCACCAACCUUUCAUAACCUUUCCCCUAUGGCACACCUUCCACCUCCUCCACCAUACACACCUUAAAGUAUUCAUUUCCAUCCAGGACAUUGUAAAUACCAUAAAAUAUUGUGUAAAUUGUGUACAAUAACAAACACUAUAAGAGCAUUCAAGAAUUUUGUUUCCUACCAUUUUUGGUGAAAUCUGUUUUGAGGUAUAAAACUUUUUUUUUUAUAUAAGAGAUUUAUGGGGUAGAAUGUAUUUUUUAAAGUUCUAAUUUCCAAAUUUAUGGAGUGUGACUAAUGAGUUAUGAAAUUUUCCUUAUUUAGGUCUUUAAUCAAGUAUAAACAAGGUCGAAUAAUAGAAUGGUGUUUGCCUUGUGUGUGCAUUUGAAUGAUUGCUUAACAUGAUGAGGACCAGCCACUUGUGCAUGAUGUCCAUUUCUAAAGCACAUGAAUCUGUGUCAAAUCAUAUCAGUUUAGACAAUUACUAAUAAGAAAAGCUAUGUGAAAGAAUGUUUCAGUGGUGAUAGAGAUGAUUUAUGUUAUAUCAUAGGUCUGAUGUGAGAUAGCUGGCUGCGAGUACAAUCUUUACAAGGAAACUGUAAAAUUUAGAAAGGAAUUUUUACUCAAUUAUUUUAUUAACCAGCUGUAGUUAUUAGUUGCAUAAUUGUCAUAGAGUGGCCAGCUGUGUACGCAUGUGUGUGAGUUUGUGAAGAGUCAUUCAUCACCGAUCUUUUUCUUUUAAUUAAAAUAAUCUACACAGCAGAACAUUUUUAAUCGGAACUAGACAGUGGCAUGAUCAUUGUUGGUUUUAACAAAGUCUGACUGCUAAAAAUCAUCAUGCACUUUUCAUCCAGACAUAUUUCCCAAAUGUUUAUAUCAUGGUUGUGCAGCAGCAUGUUUCAUUUUUGUGACAAUAUAUUCCAACAGUUUUUAAUGUGGCUGAGGGAUACGACUUGCUUCACUGUUUAUAUUGUCUUAAGUACUGGUUUAUGUAGACCUUGUUACAGAAAUGUUGCUUUACAUCAUUUAUUUCAAAAUGAUUGAAUGGAUCAACGAUAUACUUUAGAUUUGUGGUGGUGAAAAGAUCGAGACUGAUUUAUUAACUGUAAAUAUUGAUUAUGCCAUAAUCAGAUACAUUCUUUUAUAAUUAGCACAAUCCUUUACUAGUAGUCAUUGUCUUACUGGUAUGUCGGAGAUCAUCGCAGCAGUCUCUCGAUAAGUGAUCAUGUAUUCUAAUCUGAAUAUGUCAGAAUUGCAGUGAAAAAUUCUAAACAAUUCUUACAGAGCUUAAUUACAAAAUUACAGCUUAAUGAAUGUUUAAUUAUUUACUGAAAACAAAGAUAGAGUAAUCCAGCUAUUUGUUUUCCUCCUAGAUGUGGUACAUUUGUCAACCAGUAGGUACAAUCAGUCUCUUAGGAAGUGCAAACACCUGUGAUCUUUUUUCUGACAAGAUCAGAAUCUAUUAUUGUGUUUGUCCUGUCCAUUCUAAACAGGUCUAUUGUCUAUGUUCCACAAGAUAUCAUCUGUAAAAAAACACACUAAUUGUAGACACAAAUGGUUUAUAGCUUUUUGUAUGCAUAUUAUAUAGAUUAAUAAAAAUAUUGUAUUUGACAUGAGUUAGUUGUGAUAUGGCCUAAUACUGGUGCACUGUAUGCUUAAUUUUGUUUGCCCUGUUGAAGGGUUUAUUUUGUUGUGAAUAUUUGCCUUUACAGUUCAUGCUUUCUCAUGCUUGCGUUUCUGGUCACUUUUGAUUUACAUGUUGGAUAAACCACCCUAGUUUAGGGAGGCACUCAGCGGGUAAAAUUUACCUGACAGACAAGCUAUUUCUUGAUCCAUGAGCUAUUGAGACAGUGAAGCUAAGUAACCAACCAACUAUAGAAAUAUCUAAAAAAUGAGUGGCCUUGUAUGGCCAGGGUUACACCUGUUGCGUAAACAAACCCCCCUUCCCAGGAAAAAAAGCAGCAAAAAAGUCAGUUUUAUCCACUUUGAACAGGAAAUAUCAGACAAGAAAUCAACUGAAAAGAUCGAUUCUAUUUUGUAUUUAGUGUUUGUAAAGACUGCGAUGAAAAUAAUAUUUAUGGAACAAACUGUUGUUUGUCCAAUUAAUUUAUGAUUUUUAAGUGGUCUC
Molecule: messenger RNA, 3412 nt
Organism: Pomacea canaliculata
Lineage: Eukaryota; Metazoa; Mollusca; Gastropoda; Architaenioglossa; Ampullariidae
Product: transmembrane protein 127-like
Exons: 3
Coding region: 248-1366 (372 amino acids)
Biological process (GO): negative regulation of cell population proliferation; negative regulation of TOR signaling
Cellular component (GO): membrane
Source: RefSeq, a predicted model, not a curated record